Messenger RNA from Knipowitschia caucasica, 513 nucleotides. The record is from the annotation of a GenBank genome assembly. Lineage: Eukaryota; Metazoa; Chordata; Actinopteri; Gobiiformes; Gobiidae.
AUGGAGUGGUCAGAUGACAGGUUGACCAGGGAAGAGGUUGAGAGAGCGGUGACGGAGGUAACAGAUAUACUCCUUAAAGUGUUGAGGGAGCAGCAGAUCAGAGACCAGCGAUCGGAGCCAGAGCCUCAGGUGAGUACAGAGGAGGCCAGCGCAGUGGAAAACCAAGGAGGUUUCUGGUCAUCCUUCAAGUCCGACGCAAAGAAAGCUCUUGUGGAAGUCCCUGUUGUAGCGCUUGGAUAUGGCUUGUACUGUCUGGCACGUCAACCUCGCAGGGCUUUAAUCGCCGAAGAAGAUGAAAGCAUUCAGGUGUUGCAGGAUCAGCAGCAGAUCAGAGACCAGCAGCAGAUCAGAGACCAGCGAUCGGAGCCAGAGCCUCAGGUGAGUACAGAGGAGGCCAGCGCAGUGGAAAACCAAGGAGGUUUCUGGUCAUCCUUCAAGUCCGGCGCAAAGAAAGCUCUUUGGGCAGUCCCUGUUGUAGCGAUUGGAUAUGGCUUGUACUGUCUGGCACGUUAA